AUGAAGGGUAAAGUCUUCAUCUUCCCCAAACAAACCUCCACAGACUAUGUGUCUUUGACACCAAUUAACAUUACCAAGCCAUUGGAGAAAGUCAGCGUCUGUCUACGUUCUUUCAGUGACCUCAUACACACCUACAGUCACUUCUCUCUAGCUACUCCUGGAAUGGGCAGUGCUUUUUAUUUCUAUGAAUCUUCCUUCUCCAGCUCUGUAUACAUAAAUCAGGAUUCCACCACUUUCAUGACAGGCGGGGAGCCCUUCGACUGGAGGCACACCUGUGUGACCUGGGAUUCGGACAAUGGAGUGGUCCAAAUAUGGAUCAACGGAAAGCUCUACCCCAGAAGGGUCUGCAUGAAAGGGUCUUCUAUCGCAGCCAAAACCAGCGUGGUUCUGGGGCAGAAACAGGAUUCUUUUGAGGGACAAUCUUCUCUUUGUGGCCAUUUGUUGGAGUGA
Staurois parvus is the source of this 450-nucleotide messenger RNA. The record is from the annotation of a GenBank genome assembly. Lineage: Eukaryota; Metazoa; Chordata; Amphibia; Anura; Ranidae.